Leptidea sinapis is the source of this 3523-nucleotide messenger RNA. It is a transcript of the gene Kr-h2, whose product is annotated as Krueppel homolog 2. The record is from RefSeq and is a predicted model, not a curated record. The coding region runs from base 244 to 1014 and encodes 256 amino acids. The transcript is spliced from 7 exons. Gene Ontology annotation, cellular component: endoplasmic reticulum; membrane. Lineage: Eukaryota; Metazoa; Arthropoda; Insecta; Lepidoptera; Pieridae. Gene Ontology annotation, biological process: membrane organization; endoplasmic reticulum tubular network organization.
UCAGAUUUCAGAAAUCAACAAGGCGCAAGUGAAUUAGUAUUGACUUGAUACGGUGAUACCUACCUACUUUGAAGUUUGAAGUUGCAACUCAUUACAACUAUUCACAGAAUUCUGUGGCCUGUGCACAUUGAUAAUUUGAUAAUAAUAUAAAUAGGUAAUCAUUUACCUACUCAUUAAUUGACAAUUAGUUGGAAAUAAUUAGAUUUCAUUAUUUUUCUGUGAGAGACAUUAUCAAUUUUAAUAAUGCCCCAGUCAAAUACACAAGCUGGUGACACCGGACCUCCGAAGGGCAUUCCUGCCCUAAAAGCAUAUGUCAUCACCAACAAAAUAGAUGUUGCGUUGUGGGGCAUUAGAAUUCUGACCAUCCUGUGCACCAUAGGAUAUGUUAUACCAAUUUUCAACAAUCCAGUGUCUGCGUUCUACAAAGCACUUUUGGCGAAUGCCGCGGCUUCAGCCCUAAGGGUGCACCAGCGGAUCCCGCCGCGAGAGAUAACCUUAUCGAGAGAGUUUCUACAGAGGUUGUUCCAGGAAGACAGCGCGCACAAUCUCUUCUACUCGCUGAUAUUCAUCAAUGUUGCUCCCAAUUUGUUGAUUCUGACACCAAUAUUCCUGUUCGCCCUUCUUCACGCAGCGUCUGCUUCACUGGCAAUUCUCGAUACCCUGGGCCAGAACUCGAUGUGGGUGGCGCGUCUGAUUAUCUCGCUGGUGGAGUUCCAGUCCAGGAACAUUCUUCGCGCGGCUGCACUCGCUGAGAUAGUUCUCUUCCCGGUGGUCGUUCUUAUGGCACUUUUCGGGUACAGCGGGCUGAUGACGCCCUUCAUGUACUACUACUUCGUGAUGUGGCGGUACGCGUCACGCCGUAACCCCUACACCCGUAACACAUUCCACGAGCUGCGUGCGCUGACUGAACGUACGGCCCAGCGGCCUUCACUGCCAGCUCCGCUCAAGUCAGCGCUGCUCGCAGCCGUGCAGCUCGUAUGCCGCAUGGCGCCGCCCAUGGAAGUUCAGCAAUAAAUCACUGCAAUGAGACUAACGUCAAUAUUAGGCCGUUACGUGCGUACCGGUUGAACUUUACAACCAGAAUGAAGGAAUAAGAUGGCGACACUCGGAGAGAAAAACAACAACGCGCCUUUAAGAAAUUUUACCGCCGGUUCAAAUACGGUGGGUACAAUUGUGCCUUAUUUAGUACAAACUGUUGCCUCCCAAGAAUUUUUCAAUUUAUUAUUAUUAGUCUUAUAGACUUAGGACAAGCUAUCCCGAAUGGUAUAAUAGGCAAAUACGGUUUGAAACGUAUUCCGAAGUGCUAUCUUGAUCAGAUUUCAGCCGUUGAAAUUUAUCAUCCAGUUCAUUCAAAUUCAAAUCCAUUCUGGAUAUGUGGCAUCCCCCUCAGAUUUACAAGGGACUUUCUUACUUGUCAGAUGUAAUAUUGAGUAUUUAAAAAUCGCCGGUAAACGCUCCUGUUUUUCAUCUUUCAUCUGGUGUUGAAAGACAGCCCUUACGUUCAUUGCCCUCGUAUCAUAAAAAAAAUGUCCGAAGCCCCCUAGUCCGUUUAUCUUAUUCCUUAAUUCUGAGUUCACAAUUUUAUAUUUUACUCGUUGGUGCAUCAAGUUUAGCUAAGGUCUUUCAGCGGGCUUCUAUUGAACCUCGCUUAAUUAAUAUAAAUUACAUUUAUGUAUAAACAUAUAUUUUCAAUGUUUUAUCUGCUGUAUUUGAGAUGGAAUAUUUAGAGAAGGCUCAAUUACCUAUUCUGUAUGCUUAUUUGAAGGAUUGACAUGACUUAAGUCUCAACAUGACGUGAAUUAUGGCAGUUGCAUUCCGUAUAACAGCUCACUCAUUUAAAACUAAGUUUUUCCCGAACUUGAGUUCGUCACUUUUAUUUUGAGGGAUGUUCAGACGGAAUGCGUUUUUUAAAACGCAUAAAGUAAUUAAAAUUUAAAGAAAUUCUUGAAUUGUUAGGAAUCGCAGAUCGUUUUACAUUGCCGAUUUAAAACAUGUUCUUCAUUAUAUUCUUUUCAAUAUUUCAUAUUGCAAUCAUUUUAGUAGUACCCGCAAAUAUACUUACAGGCUUAUAAGUUACAUUUCCCGUAUUUGAAAUUAAAAUAAAAAACAUUUGUACAUUUGCCGGGCUUUUUGUUGGAUUGCAGUAGUGUAUCUCAUGUGGUGAUCACUUUUUAAACAGGUGACAUUGCUUUCAAAAUAUACAUAAGAAAAUAUUUCAAUUAAUUUCUAUGCAGAGAAUACAGUAAAACGCGUCUGUUACGCUUGCCGUCUGAAUAUGCCUUUAAAGAUUUUUCACGAUGUUCGUUACAAAAUUAUGUUACAUAUUCUUAAAGUACACCAUUUUUGUAUGUUCAUUAGUUUAUACCUUCUAUUUUAUCGAUGUAACGGGUCAGCGUGGUGUUAUUUAUAAGACUAAUUUUAAAAUAUCAAGACUUGGACAAUUUUAAGAACUAUUUAAAAUGAAAUAUAUGAUAUAUUUAUGCAUUUUUGUUAUUCAUGGGAUUUGAAUUUGUUUUAAGUUAAAUACGUUUAAACACUAACGGCCUUUCAAAUAAACUUGGUAUAAAGUUAUACCUGAGAAUAAACUAAGAAUAUGAAAAAUGUUUACAAAUAGACAUUUUGCUUGUGAUUGGUUUAUUCGGACGUAUAACGUUUCCCGCGUUUAUUUGCAAGGCUGCUUGACAUUCGGAAAACUUCAGAAUUAUCAUUAUAUCGACAGUGUUGUCAGCGAUAUAAUCAAUAUUUUGCGUAUUCUUGGUUUAUUAUCAGGUAUAACUUUAGACCAAGUUAAUUUUUAAGGCCAGUUGUAGUUAUUCAACUACUGAUGGCAGUGUGGCAAAUUCAAGUCCCAUUAAAGAUUGUGUUUAUUACUGAUAUGUAGGUCAUGGUGUUUGGAACAAGGCUGAAAUGAAAGAUAAUCAGUAAUCUUCACAAUCAGAUGUUUUUUUAUUAAAAGUCUCUUUCAUCCUUGAAAAUAGUUAACUAUAUUUGAAUUAAAUUAAAUUUUGUAAUACGAUAAAAAAUGUUGGUCCAAUAAUGAAUUAAGAUAAUUUAAGUGAAUUUUUGAUAUCAGAGGAGAACUCAGCUGUUAAUUUUAGCACGAUUCAAAUUAUAAUAGCACAUCUAUGGCAUUUGUUGACGAUGCGUUCGGACUGUCAGAUAGUCUUUACAAUUGUAUAUUCAAGUCUUUACUCACGCGAAUAGUUAUUGAAAGCUUCAUAAAUAUAAUUUUAUGUCAAUAUGUCGUAUAUGUGAGAAUUGGAAAGCAAAUUUGUAAACAGCAUAGGCCUGUAUUUUAUACUUGAAAGAAAUAAUUAAAAGUUGCAUAAAUUCCAACCGACCUUUUCCUCUGAUGUCGUGAAUCUAUUUUUUACGUUUCGCUUAUUGACUAUUUGUUUUAACUUUGUAAUGCAUUUCGAUAAAUUCCAGAUGGUUCUAUGUCGUGGAUUACUUUAAGAUGUUUACACUUGGUUUGGGAUGAAAGUAAAUGUAGGUUUAAUUAAAAAUAAAUAUUGUUUAUGAA